AUGGUCACCGACUUGCUUUGCUAACUGUACAAAAAUGCAUAGUUUCCUGAGGACUGAAAAAUCCUUUUGCUAUCUGCUAUUAACUCUGCUGGCAGGCUUGAAAGGUUCCUUGCAAUGUGACACUGAAGAAAGGCUUUUCCAAAAACUGUUUGCACGUUACAACCAGUAUAUCAGACCUGUAGAAAAUGUGUCUGAUCCUGUUAUGGUACAUUUUGAAGUUGCAAUCACACAGCUCGUUAAUGUGGAUGAAGUUAACCAGAUCCUGGAAACAAACUUGUGGCUUCGUCAUAUAUGGAAUGAUUAUAAAUUGCAGUGGAAUCCUGAAGAAUAUGAUGGAAUUGAAUUUAUGCGCAUUCCAGCACACAAAAUAUGGAAGCCUGAUAUUGUUUUAUACAACAAUGCUGUUGGGGAUUUUCAAGUAGAAGGGAAGACAAAAGCUUUAGUCAAAUACAAUGGCUUGAUAACAUGGAAUCCACCUGCAAUAUUUAAGAGCUCCUGCCCAAUGGAUAUAACUUUUUUCCCCUUCGACCAUCAAAAUUGUUCAAUGAAGUUUGGAUCCUGGUCAUAUGAUAAAGCUAAAAUUGACCUUGCCAUCAUUGGGUCAAAAGUGGACAUGAAAGAUUUCUGGGAGAACAGUGAAUGGGAAAUAGUUGAUGCUUCUGGCUUCAAGCAUGAUAUUAAGUAUAACUGCUGUGAAGAAAUCUACACUGACAUAACAUAUUCUUUUUAUAUCAGAAGGCUACCCAUGUUUUAUACGAUAAAUCUAAUAAUGCCAUGCCUUUUUCUCUCAUUCUUAACAGUUCUGGUCUUCUACCUCCCAUCAGACUGUGGGGAGAAGGUUACCUUAUGCAUUUCUGUUCUUCUUUCCUUAACCGUGUUUUUGUUGGUCAUAACUGAAACUAUCCCAUCAACUUCCCUUGUAAUCCCACUUGUGGGUGAAUAUCUUUUGUUUACAAUGAUUUUUGUAACCCUGUCCAUUGUAGUUACAGUAUUUGUUCUAAAUAUUCACUACAGGACUCCAACAACCCACAAAAUGCCCAGGUGGGUUAAGGAUGUAUUUUUGAAACGCCUGCCAAAAUUAUUAAUGAUGAAAAAAACCGUAGAGAAGAAGAACCGGCCUUGUUCUAAAAGAAACAGGAAAAAAAUCUGUGAGAAAUCACGUGAAUUGGUGAACUCUGAAAGUGCUGAGGUGGAGUUGUUUGAUGACGAGUCUUGUUAUCAUUGCAUGAGAUCAAAAGAACGAAGCUCCAGGAUUAGAAGGAGACAACAAAGGGACUCUAAUGGUGCAGUUCAAGAGUGUUCAUCUGAGAUGACUGAGGUGGUUGACAGCAUUCAGUUCAUGGCAGGAAAUAUCAGAGAUCAAAACGACAGGAAAGAGGAGGAAGAUGACUGGAAGUAUGUUGCCAUGGUCAUUGACAGAGUUUUCCUUUGGGUGUUUAUCCUCCUGUGCGUUCUAGGAACCACUGGCUUAUUUUUACAACCUAUUAUAGAUGGAUAA
Messenger RNA from Xenopus laevis (African clawed frog), 1498 nucleotides. RefSeq names its product cholinergic receptor, nicotinic alpha 6 L homeolog (gene chrna6.L). The record is from RefSeq and is a predicted model, not a curated record. The transcript is spliced from 6 exons. Bases 35 to 1498 code for a protein of 487 amino acids. NCBI's taxonomy places the organism in Eukaryota, Metazoa, Chordata, Amphibia, Anura, Pipidae.